ACCUUGUGUUAAAAUCGCAUAAAGAAGAAACCUUUAUGUUGGUCUGGUGUGGUUCGUGCUCAGAAACUUGGAAAUUAUCAACGUUUGAUCGAUUUAAAGUUCCUUUUGAAGUUGAUAGUGGGCACAGUUGGUGUCCAUGGCCUCCUACACCUGCAUCAGCUGCCGAGUGACCUUUGCCGAUGGCGAGGUCCAGCGGGCGCACUACAAAACCGACUGGCACCGGUACAACCUGAAGCGGAAAGUGGCCGACAUGCCGCCCGUCACCGCCGAGAACUUCCAGGAGCGGGUCCUGCUGCAGAGGGCUGUCGCCGAGCAGCAGCUGAGCGAGUCCACCGCCACAGAGGUCUGCGGCGUCUGCAACAAGAGGUUCUCCAGCGCAAACGCUCACCAGAACCACCUGCAGUCCCACAAGCACCAGCAGGCGGAGAAGCAGGCCCUGCUCGCCGCCCAGAGGAAGGUGGAGAAGAUGAACGAGAAGAACCUGGAGAAGGGGCUCGGCGAGGAGAAGGUGGAUCACGACACGAGGAACCAGGCGCUGCAGCAGGCCCUCAAAGAGCAGCAGAGGCCCAGUCCCGCCAAGCAGACGGGGGGCCAGCCGUCCCAAGGAGCCUCCAAGCGGAGAGCGGAGCGGUGUGAGCAGCCGCCCAGGAGCCUGUGGCUGGAGGAGCAGGUGAAGAGGAGAGACAGGGAGGAAGGAGCACCAGCUGAGGAGGAGGAGUGGGAGGACAUGGAGGAGGAGGAGGAAGACAUGGACGAAGAUGAAGAGGAAGCGGCGGAUCAGAAGGAAGGUGACUCUGUGGAUCCAUCAGGCUCCGCCCCCCUGCCUGGCUCCCUCCCCGUCACCGACUGCCUGUUCUGCCCGCACCACUCCAAGUCUCUCCUGAAGAACGUGGCCCACAUGACCAAAGUCCACGGCUUCUUCCUCCCGGACGUGGAGUUCCUGGUGGACCUCAGGGGCCUCAUCCGGUACCUGGGAGAGAAGGUUGGCGCCGGGAACGUGUGUUUGUGGUGCAACGAGAAGGGCCGCUCGUUCUACUCCACAGAAGCCGUUCAGAGUCACAUGACCGACAAAAGCCACUGCAAGCUCUUCACAGACGGAGACGCCGCGCUGGAGUUCGCAGACUUCUACGACUUCAGGAGCAGCUACCCUGACAGGAAGGAGGGAGAGGAGGAGGAGGAGGCGGAGGAAGAGCUGCCUGAUGACGGGAACCUGGAGUACGAUGAGGACACGCUGGAGCUGACUCUCCCAUCAGGUGCAAAGGUCGGCCACCGCUCCCUCGUGAGGUACUACAAGCAGCGCUUUGGGACGCAGCGAGCGCUGGUUCUGACCCACAACACCAAGGCGGUGGGCAGAGUCCUCCGGCAAUACAAGGCGCUGGGCUGGGGAGGCGACGCAGGCAGCAGCUCUGCUCUUCAGAGGCAAAGAGACAUGCAGUUUGUCCAGAGGAUGAAGUCCAGGUGGAUGCUGAAGAUGGGGAUGAGCAACAACGCCAACCUGCAGAAGCACUUCAGAGCCCAAGUCAUGUUCUAAAAGGCGACCCGAGCGGAACCAGCAGGACUCUGAACGGGCCUCCACGCUGAGGUUUGAGUCGACCGCUGAAGGUCUCACGUGAUCGGGACAUGGCUAACGUGUGAUCUACCACCAGCUUUAAUGUCAUCUGUGGUCAAAAUCAGAUUUCUGAAGCCCACAGCUCCACUUCUGUUGCUCCCCAAAACCCAUCAGAACUGGAGUUCUUCAGAAACCGGGCUUCCUCCUUUCAACCCAGUUUUCGCUUUGAUUUGUCUGCAUGAUUCCAAAACCUCACGCUGUACAAACUCCAGUUUGCUUCACUGAAUAAAAAAUGCAAUAAAGGAAAGAAUUUAGGAAAAAUCAGCUGAAUUUCUAAAGCAAGACACCUGCAGAGGAGAGGGCGGAGCCUGGAGGACAGCGGGGAGGUUUGUGGUCGUGGUUUCCUUUAAGUCUAGGUUCAGGUCUGCUGACGUUCAGGGGGCUCAGAUCCGAGUCCCAGACUCUGGUCGGUGUUCAGUUGGGUGUAUUGAUGAAUCAACUUGAUCUAUGGAUCGAUUUAUAUUCCUAUGACCAGAUCCAUCAGUCUGAGGGAAGCUGUGAAUUGAUCUAUACCAAUCAUUUUAAAAUGAAAAAUUCCAUUAUAUUGAUUAUGGAAAAUACCAUUUGGAUUGAGACUUGAUGGUUUAUUUUACUAUAAUGUAAAACUGACCUGACACAGCAGACAGGCCAGCGUGAGACGAUCCGUCCAUCAUUAAAGUCCAGUGUGUGGAAACACAAAGUCAUGUGACCACACCGUGUGAUAAUGUCUAAUAAUGUUCCCUUUGGAUUAUUGUGAUGUGGAAAAACAACAGCGGGCUGAACUUCAGGAAACUAAGAUGUGGAUGGAUACGACAUUCAUCCUUUUUUACUUGUCUGUUUGUUCACAUAUUUAAUUUACUUUGAUUCUGUUGCAUGAAAUCGGAUGAAUCUGGAAAAGUUCACCUUCUCUGUUUGUGAUUCAGGUAUUUCUGAGUCAGACUGGUUGAAGUUUUGGUUAAAGAUCUCUUAAAUUAGUUUCCAGUCGGUGAAUCGGCUCGUUCUAAAAGAAAUCGGAACCAUAUCAGCUGACUUUGACUAUGAAAACUUUUAUUUUUAUUAAACUAUUGCUCACAUCUCACCGUAAAGCUUCUGUAAAUGUUUUUCCAUCGUCGUUCUUUGGCCUCUGUCCUUGGUGCUGCAGUGACGUGGACCUCUUUAGUUUUCUUCUUCUCGUCUGGUGAACGUCGGGCCUCAGUGAGUCUGACUCUCAGAGGUGAUGUCAUGGAAACUGAUGGUCCUCGGGCAGGAAGCCGACCCACCGCACCGCCACAUUAGCGAGCUCAGUUACUCCCAUUUGUUUGUGGUCCUCCACUUUAUCUUUGGCAGCCUGUCCGCUUCCUGUUUGCAGGCCCAGAGUGUGUUUGCGGCGCGAUGGUUUCAGAGGUUUAGGGCACGCCGCUGUAGGACGGCGUCAACAGGAAGAGCGGAGCAGGAGGGGCGGCGCAGACAGGCCGACGGCGAGGACACUAAUUGAUGAGGACGAGGGAUGGCUGGGAGGCAUUAGCGCCGUGGAGGUCAGGCAGGAGGCGGAGUGAUGCUGGAGCCGGGUCGGUCCUGUUCUCACCCAGCCUUUAACCUACGGCCUUCGUGUCUUUGUCUCCGUUUCUGCUCGUCCUCAGAGUCCAAAGGCCGGUAUAGAAAAUGGGGUCACUGCAGCACUUUGAGAGGAAGUUUUUUUUCUGAAAAAGAGCAUCAUGGUCCUCAGAAUCCCAACUAUUCCUUAGUAAAUUCAUUUUUGGAUGUCAUUCUGUCGUGCAAGGACCAGAUGGUUUCCUCUAUUUCACUGCACCUUUGAGUCCAAAUUUCCCAAAGAUGCUCAAAAGCUCAUCUAAAUUUGCAUGCGCUUAGUAACCAGGGAAAAGGAAUUCUGGGUAAAGGAAACGACAAGAAAAAAGAGAUGACAGCAGAUAAAACUGACCAGAAAGGAAUGGAGCCAAAAUCUCAUAAAGCUAAAAACUCGACUAAUAAAACCAAAACACGUGUCGGGAUAUCUAAAAGAAGUUUUAAUAUUAUUAUGGGAUGGCCACGGAACCCAAAGCUUGUGUGGCAAAGAGUGAAAUUUGACAUUUUUCCACAAAUUGGGAAACAAACUUCUGUUUGAGAAAUUUCACACACCAAGUUACGUCCACAACCAUAACCGAAUUAGCGUUGACCUUUGACCUCAGCUGCCAUGUUGACAAAAAAAACAAACACCUUUAGUACCAGCAACAGGAUGAAACUCCUCCUAGGGGUUUUGAUCCAUCUCCUUCUGCCUCCUUCAGCUUCAUUUAGAAGCUACCUGGAUAAAAAAUUCUGGGUUUAGAAGUUGUAGACUUUGAACGGCGUUAGCAUGGCGAGCUGGAAAAAAGGCUUUUUGGGUAAGAUUGAAAUUGUGACGUAGCAGUGGCGUUUCCCUGUUGCCCACACAUUUUUGUUCUGGAAUCUUGUGAAAAUGUAACACAUGAAUCCUUGGCUCGAGCUGAAUGAAAUUAAAUAUGAUAUGAAAGUA
Molecule: messenger RNA, 4076 nt
Organism: Oryzias latipes (Japanese medaka)
Lineage: Eukaryota; Metazoa; Chordata; Actinopteri; Beloniformes; Adrianichthyidae
Gene: znf622
Product: zinc finger protein 622
Biological process (GO): ribosomal large subunit biogenesis
Cellular component (GO): preribosome, large subunit precursor
Molecular function (GO): nucleic acid binding; zinc ion binding
Source: RefSeq, a predicted model, not a curated record